Molecule: messenger RNA, 1284 nt
Organism: Endocarpon pusillum Z07020
Lineage: Eukaryota; Fungi; Ascomycota; Eurotiomycetes; Verrucariales; Verrucariaceae
Exons: 2
Coding region: 1-1284 (427 amino acids)
Molecular function (GO): protein binding
Source: RefSeq, a predicted model, not a curated record
AUGAUGGUGCGUGCUCCGUUAAGAGACAUCAGAUCUGCCCAUGUCUUCUUCCCCAUAGAAAAACUGCAGUCGGCUCAAACCACCGAAAUCGCUUUCAGUUCCGUCAAGUCAGUGCAAGUCGACAGCAAAUGGCGCCUCCUGGACUCAGUUUCGAACCUAACAAAGGAUACGGUUCGCGAACUUGCCGUAAGACUCAAAAGCGCCGAUCCAUCAACUUUUGGUCUUCUAACAUGCCUCGGCGCUGUUCACGACGAGAAAAACAACGACUUCAGUCUUGUUUUCCGGAUACCAGACGGCCUGUCUGAACCGACGACCCUCCGGGCAAGGAUCAUGGCAUGUGAUACAGCUCAUUCUCUUUCAGAUCGUUUUCGACUAGCCACCCAAUUAGCACGAGCCGUCUCCUCAGUCCACACCUUCGACAUGGUCCACAAAAGCAUUCGGCCGGAAAACAUCAUCUUAUUUCGGGACCAAGAUUCCGCCUUGGGGUCGGCAUUUCUUCUGGGAUUUGAAAGAGUCCGUCGGCAAGCUGAUAGUACUCGACUUGGAGGGGAUACCGACUGGGAGAAGAAUAUUUACCGACAUCCUGAACGUCAGGGAUCAACUAUUCGAAGAAUGUUCCUACCCGACACCUUCCAGCCCGACAAGUGCUGCGCGGCCUGCCGGUCGAGAGCAUUGCUUGUCAAUCUGAGCGAGGAUGUCACCGCGAUCGACGAAGUCGUCAUCGUCUCGGAAUGGCACAGUGGAAGGGCGAGGGGCCUAGGGCGAGGUCAGAGUAAAGCCGCCGGCUAUCAGAAGAUCAAGUUCUGUGCUGAAAAGGCCAGCCUGGAUCAGUUGCAGUACUUCUGGAUCGACACCUGCUGCAUCGACAAAUGGAAUCUCCUUGAGCUCUCAAAAUCGAUCAACUCGAUGUUUCGUUGGUAUCAAAAUGCCACCAAAUGCUAUGUGUUCCUAUCCGAUGUUUCGGCGUCUACGGCAACGGAUGCAAAUCAACAAAGCACAUGGGAAACAUCGUUCCGAUCAAGCAAAUGGUUCACUCGAGGAUGGACACUUCAAGAGCUCAUUGCACUGCAGGCGGCAUCAUCUGGAGGUCACGAGAAGGUGGUGCAGAUGCUGCUGGACCGGGGUGCUGAGGUCAAUGCUCAAGGAGGAGAGUAUAGACUGACACCACUUUAUGAAGCCGCAUUGAAUGGCCAUCUUGCAGUUGUGAAGCUGCUACUUAAUCGAGGAGCCGACGUAUCAAUUGCAAGUGAACGCGGAUGGACACCACUUCAUGCAGCCGUAUAG